AAGCGUCCCAAAAUCAGCCGAAAUUGGGACACGUUUUCCUAACAUCGUCAUAUUAUUAGGACAAAGGGCAAGGACCCUUUUUAUUAUGUAAAUAAAUUAGUGUCAUGGCAACCCGAUAUUGACUAAACUACGCACGCUGAUUGAAAGUUUAUAUCACUACAUAGUAUAAAAAACAGUCGCCCGUCUCGUCCGGAAUACAUACAAAACAUCCUAUAAGACUGUGCGAAGCCGGCCCGAGUCGCAUUUGUGAUAAAUUAAUAUUAGUCUGUGAUGUUGUCACGACGAGACAAACUAUUGCUGCGCCCGUGGGAGGACAGGAGGUUCAACGACCAUCGCCUGAAAGUAAAAUCCGCGCUCCCCACCAUCGACACCCGCGCGCCGGCCGCGCGGCCGCACGUGAAGCUGAAGCUGAAGCUGUGCCAGCGGGAGCUCGACCGCAGCUACAAGAUCCAGAGCGACAACUUCAGCUUGCUGCAGCGGCUCCACGCCAUCAUGAAGGUCAAUAGACUGGACAACCACUGGGCCAAACCGCUGCCGAACUUCCAGAACAAGGUGGGCCUGUUCUACGACGCGGCGCGGUUGAGCGCUCGGCUGACCGCCCGAUCGGAGUCCCAGUCCGAGGCGGAGUCCUACCACAACGUCAAGUGCUAUGCCUGCGAACUCAAUAAGAAAAAGUACGGCGUCAAGACAGACGAACCGAAGCCGGAGAGGGAGUUUCUUCCAUCGCUCAACAUAAACUAACAGAAAUAAAACACUUGCUUAUAUUGGACAGAAUUUAUUGGCAUAUACAUACAAAUGGGAUCAUGUCAUAACAAAAUUCAUAGCCAUCCGACGUGGCCCCUAUAGUCCCUUGUGUAAAUCCUGAGUUAAAAUGGAAACAUAAAUACUAUGUUAUAUCCAAGCAUGGUCAUAAGCCGAUUACACUAGUCGCUUAUCAGCGGCACUUAUAACUAUUUCGCGUCCCGUUUUAAUACGAAAAACAAGAUGAAAAACUUUUGAAACAUCACAAUAGCUGUAUCACAACGAAACCGUAGCACCGGUUCUUUUAUAGACUUCAAAUUCAAUCAUUUUCGGUCCGUAAUCCAUGGAGGCAAAGAGAUAUAUCUCGACCUAGUGUUGCUGUAUUACGAUAGUUUUACUAUCGAUGGUAUCGAAGAGUAAACAAUCGACACCAUCGAUAAUCUUAGAUCCAUUGAUAAUUAUCGAUCGCAAUUGAUAUUCUUCGACACUACCGUUAGUGCUCGUAACUAUUGAUUGGUCAUUCGAUAGUGAUCCAUCGUUUGGCAACACUAUUUCGAUCUUAUUUGGAACUUGUCACAGCAACACUAACUUUGAAUCAAAGUUCAAAUAUUUAAAAGUAUUUUAAACAAAAAACAUCCUUUACUUUGUGUCCCUGUCUAACCAAUGUAGUGGAACAGUAUGGUUUAAACUACUUUUGAAUAUUCAGUAA
Plodia interpunctella (Indianmeal moth) is the source of this 1450-nucleotide messenger RNA. RefSeq lists its product as uncharacterized. NCBI's taxonomy places the organism in Eukaryota, Metazoa, Arthropoda, Insecta, Lepidoptera, Pyralidae. The transcript has 4 exons. Bases 271 to 741 code for a protein of 156 amino acids. The record is from RefSeq and is a predicted model, not a curated record.